UUUUUUUUUUGAAGGCUCUCUCGUUCUCUCUCUCCGAUCCUGCUCUCCAUCUACUUGUCUAGUUUCUAAGCAAAGCACACACCCAUCACCAUCACCAUCAUAUCAUCAUCUCCUUCCUCCUCUCGUCGUCCUCCGUUCCUCCCCUCACUCCACACAAAACACAUACACAUCAUAUAUAUAACACACACGCCCGAGUCCAUUUCUCCCUUAUAUAUUGAGAGAUAUAUACACUUGGUGUACUUGCAGCCUUGGAGAUCAACCUGGUCUCUAGCUAGGAUAGCUAGUACAGUCAAUAACUACAUCGAUCUUUGCUAGGACAUCAGGCCGGGCAAUGAGGAAGCCCGUGGAGUGCCCGGCGACGAAGUGCAGCGGUGGGGCGGCGCUAGGAAACAGCAAUGUGGCUGCAGCGGCGGCGAAGCUGCGGAAGGGGCUGUGGUCGCCGGAGGAGGACGAGAGGCUGGUGGCGUACAUGCUGCGGAGCGGGCAGGGGUCGUGGAGCGACGUGGCACGCAACGCCGGCCUGCAGCGGUGCGGCAAGAGCUGCCGCCUCCGGUGGAUCAACUACCUCCGUCCGGACCUCAAGCGCGGCGCCUUCUCGCCACAGGAGGAAGACCUCAUCGUCAACCUCCAUGCCAUCCUCGGCAACAGAUGGUCUCAGAUCGCAGCCAGGUUACCGGGGCGCACCGACAACGAGAUCAAGAACUUCUGGAACUCCACUAUCAAGAAGCGGCUAAAGAUGAACUCGGCGGCUUCGUCUCCGGCGACCACGGAAUGUGCGUCACCGCCCGAGCCCAAGCUCGACGGCGGCAGUGCCAGCUGCCUCGACCUCACCAGCCUAGAAGAUGGGAGCCACCACGGAAUGAAGAGCAUGUGGCGGAUGGACUCAUCCUCCUCCUCCUCUUCUUCAUCAUCCAUACAGCAGCAGAGCCGACCGUCAACAAUGGCUCCGGCGGCAAACAGGGGCUAUGGGGGCCUCCUCCUGCCCCUCCCGGACCAAUUCUGCGGCAUCGCACCUUCUACCCACACGUCGGUGCCGCCGUUCUUCCACGACCAUUCAUCGUUUAAGCAGGUUUCUCCCUUGCGGACUGGUGGCUACUACCCCCACGGAAUGGCAAUGGAAGGAGGAGGCGGCUGCUUCAUGGGAGAAGAAGCUGUAGGCACAGGAGGCGAACAUAGUGUCCUCUUCAACGUGCCCCCUCUACUAGAGCCCAUGGCAGUAGCAUUGCAAGACCAAACCUUAAUGGCAUCAACUGGUAACGGCGACAACAACCAUAGAAACACUAACAGUACUGCUGAGGGCACCACACUGAGCAGCAAAAAUGGCUGCAACAUCAAUGACGACAACAACAGCAAGAACAACAUCAACAGUGUGGUCUCGUACUGGGAGCAGCAUGGCCACCAGCAGCACAUGAGCAGGAACGUAGUCAUGGGGGAGUGGGACUUGGAGGAGCUGAUGAAAGACGUGUCAUGCUUGCCUUUCCUUGAUUUCCAAGUUGAGUGAUGACACGCUGUUGGGGCCCACCUCCUAUCUCCUUGCCUAAACUACAUGUAUAUACGAAUAUACAUAUAUAAUUAAGUAUAUAUAUACAUACGUUAAAGGUAGCAUUUUUUCCCUUGACAUUAUUUACGUGAUGUACACAAGAUUUCUUCAACAGCCACUACUUCACUUUUGAUACUACAUAUAUCUUGAUGAAUUCAUUCUUGUAUACUGAUAAUUCAUGCCUAUGCAAAUAAUUCAAGCAAA
Aegilops tauschii subsp. strangulata is the source of this 1744-nucleotide messenger RNA. RefSeq lists its product as uncharacterized. NCBI's taxonomy places the organism in Eukaryota, Viridiplantae, Streptophyta, Magnoliopsida, Poales, Poaceae. The record is from RefSeq and is a predicted model, not a curated record.